Molecule: messenger RNA, 3071 nt
Organism: Vombatus ursinus (common wombat)
Lineage: Eukaryota; Metazoa; Chordata; Mammalia; Diprotodontia; Vombatidae
Gene: TICAM1
Product: toll like receptor adaptor molecule 1
Exons: 2
Coding region: 576-2684 (702 amino acids)
Biological process (GO): positive regulation of myeloid dendritic cell cytokine production; response to exogenous dsRNA; lipopolysaccharide-mediated signaling pathway
Molecular function (GO): protein kinase binding
Source: RefSeq, a predicted model, not a curated record
UGAGUGAGUUCUACUUCCACUACCCCUCCCCCAUCACUUCUCCUCCUCCAAGUAGGUAGUUAGGAAAUGGCAGCUAGGGACAGAAUGGGGGCUUUUCCCUAGCCGGAUUGGAAGUAAUCCUGUGAGUUUUUUUUUAAACCCCCAGAAUCUAGGUCCAUUAAAGCCGAGAGUGAGGGCGGAAGAACCCCAACCAGCUCUUCCGAAGGAUCUGGGGCGGUGAAACCUCCCUGCCCCUGGGGUGCAGACCGAUCCACCCCAUAGCUGCCGAGCUACUUGGACCAGGCCAAAAGCUAAUUGACUUAUCCAAGCAUCUCCCCGGGCUUAAAAGUAGGUGGCUCCGAGGUUCCAACCUCCUCCCACUUCCAGCCUGGGUAGCUCUGGAGGCCGAGGGAGCCACUCCGGAGGGCUGCAGGAUUAGAAGACCUGGACACCCCACUUCCGGCGGAUACAGUUGAAAUGCCUGAAGGCAGGAUUUUGGAGGCCUGAAGUACUGGGGUCAGAACCAGAGGACCCUCUCCUUCUCAGGCAGACAGAGCAGAACAUGCCAUGUCUACCCUUUCUCCAGGUGGCCAAAGAUGGCAGAGGACGCCCCAAGCUUGAAGGGAGCUUUUGACAUCUUACACCAAGCUGGGCAGGACAAACUCCUUUACCUCAAACAUAAGUUGAAGGCCCCUAGGCCAGGCUCCAAAGCCAGCAGCUUCCUACACACCAUGGUCCUCCUGACUCUGGGGCAGGAGACAGAGGCUAGGAUCAUCUUGGACUCACUGAGAGGAGAUAAGGUGGCACUCUCUGUGGCUAGAACUUGGGAGGGGACAGGGCCUCUCCUGAACCAGGAAGACCUUUUGUCAUGUGAAGAGCAGGCAGACAUCCGAUUGGCUGUUGCCCGCAUUUACCAGUUACUAGUAGAAGAAAAGCUAUGUGAGGCUUCAUCCCGGAACCAAGCCUACCAAGCCGCCAUUCAGGCCCUCAGCCUGUGUCAUGAUGCUCGGUUGGACAGCAUCCUGGCUGAGGCCCAGUCCCAGUGUGGCCAGGAUAUCCAUGGGGCUGAGAGUUUCCAGAUGCUCAGGUCAGAUGUGAGCUGCCUUCCAGUGUCCUCAGCCCCAGCCUGUAGGGUCAGUAGUCACCCCUGGCCCAUCAAGGCCAGGUCAGAUUUUCUGGCAACUGAGUCACUUCCCUUAUCCUUACGUUCUACCGGUAGUCCCGCCUCUUUUGCCAGCAACCUGCAGAUCAGUCAGUCUCCCACUUUGCCUUUCCUCACCCACCAGCCUCAGAAAAGGAGCCCCAGAGGCCCCAGUAAAUUGUGUGAGGACCCUCCAACCAAUUCCACACAGGAUCCUGAACCACAGGCCAGGCAGGAACCAGAGGAGAUGAGCUGGCCUUGUUCAGACCCAGCCGCCUCACUCCCUGUACAGCUAAACAGCUCGGCCUCAGUGGUUUCUGAUUCUCGGGUUCCCAGCUCCUCCACCCCCCCAUCUCCUACAACCCCAGUGGCCCCUGAGACCAGCACACAUUCUCCUGUGGAAUGUUUUAAAGCACUUUCUGACCCCACAUCUCUACAGCCAGCCUCAGUGAAGCCUGCAGAAACUCUUGUCUCCAAAGACAGUUUUAGGGUGCUUCCAGAAUUGCCUCCCAUGUCAGUCCCUCCUGCUGGAGAAGGGAAGGCCACCCCACUCCCUGUGCAAGAGAGUGAUUUUCCAAAGAAGACCACAAGUCCAAGACCUCCCAUCUCUACCCAGGAUCCUUCUCCAUCUCCGUGGUCUUCACUGCCCUCAGGACCCGAGCUGGACACAGGACAGCGUUUCUUCAGCUUUGUGAUCCUCCACGCCCAGGAGGAUGAAGAUAUUGCCCUUCGAGUCCGGGAUACCCUAGAGAGCCUGGGCGUACCAGAUGGCACCACAUUCUGUGAGGAAUUUCAGGUCCCUGGCCGUUUCGAGCUACGGUGCUUGCAAGACGCCAUUGACAACUCCGCCUUUACGGUGCUACUGCUCACAAAACACUUUGAUUGCCGCAUGAGCCUCCACCAGGUGCAUGUGGCGCUAAUGAACUCCCUCACGAGGAGUGAGAAGGAGAACUCCGUCAUCCCCUUCUUUCCCCGGGAGAGCACACUGAAAUCUGCCAAGGUCUCCCCACUGCUGAAAGGCCUGGUAAGCCUGGAUGAGAGUUCUCCUGUCUUCUCCAAGAAAGUCAGUAGCACCUUCAACCCUCGGAGGCUACAAGCCCAGAGGGAAGUGUGGAAGAAACAACAGGAAAUCCGGGCCAUCCAGGAGCAGACUCAGCAGAUGGCAGAGGACAGGGAGAGGGUCUCCCAGAAGGAGAGUGCCCUCUCCGACUUAGCAUAUCACUAUAGCCUUCUGCAACAGCAGUUACAGAAUCUCACCUUGGCUUUCCCAAAUCAAGCAUCCUUUGCUCAAGGCUACAGGAUGCCAAUGCCACAUCCUUGGGCAUGUAGUUUCCCCCCUCAGUUCACCACUGCUCCUUCAGCUUUCCAGCCCAAUCAUUUGAUCCCACCUAUGUCUUUUCCCCCUGGCCCCAUUUCAAACCCCCAGCUGGACCCUCAGGGUGCCGGGGCCCAGCCUCUUAUCAUCCAUAAUGCUCAUAUGGUACAAUUGGGUCUCAAUAACUACAUGUGGGGCCGGAGGGAAGGGCAGGGCCCCAAUGAAGAGGAGAGAACUGAGGGAGAGUGAGAAGACCCAGGUAAGGUCCAGAGCCCUUGCUCCACUGUUCAGCAGGACCCUGCUGCCACCGCUGGUCUGAGGAACCAGGAGAACAAGCAUGGGCCAGUGCUAGAGAAAUGUCCACAGCUAGGAUCACAAAUUUAGAACUGAAAGGCAUCUGAGAAGCCCUUCAGUCCAACACCCUCAUUUUACAGAUUAGAAAACUGAAGUCCAGAAAAGAUGGGUGACUUCCCUGACGUCACACAACUAGUAAUGGCUAGAAUUGAGAAUUUCAUCAUCUCAAGGAUGGCAUGUAGGGCUAAGAGUGGAAGAAAGCAUCGCCAUCAUCCCUGUUCGUUGCCUGGUCUCCCUCAAGGGACAUGGAGCAUUAAAGAAAGCCACAGAAUUGUGCAAGUA